Messenger RNA from Ipomoea triloba (trilobed morning glory), 823 nucleotides. Its product is annotated as GPI-anchored protein LLG1-like. The coding region runs from base 114 to 662 and encodes 182 amino acids. NCBI's taxonomy places the organism in Eukaryota, Viridiplantae, Streptophyta, Magnoliopsida, Solanales, Convolvulaceae. The record is from RefSeq and is a predicted model, not a curated record. The transcript is spliced from 3 exons.
UCAAUCCUAUUGGCGAGUCUACUAGGAAAGUCAGUCUGUGUCCACUCACUAUUAUAUUAUAUUGAUCAGAUCUGUUCUGGAGAAAUUAUUAGAGAGGUCUCCCUAAAACAACAAUGGUUUGGAUUAAAUAUUCAUCAUCAGCUUGUGUUGUUACCACCUACUCCAUACUUGUGUUGUCUCUCCAUUUUCUUACUACUUCCUCUUCCUCCUCCUCAUCAGAUGAGGGUGUGCUUGUUUCUCAGUAUUCCACUGAGACUACUGGGAUUUGGAGGAACCUCCUUCAGGCCAAGAUACCUUGUAGCAAGAACUUUGAGUUUGAGAACUAUACCAUUCUCACCAGCCAAUGCAAAGCUCCAUACGAACCAUUACAGCCAUGUUGCGACGCCUUUACACAGUUCGCAUGCCCUUUUACCCAAUUUUUGAAUAAUCAAUCUACAGACUGUUCCGAUCUCAUGUUCAACUACAUCGACCAAAAAGGCGGUUUUCCAAAAGGUCUUUUCUCCAAUUGCAAAGGAGAUCAAGAUGGCCUAAUUUGCGCUGCACCACCACCUGAUUUAACUGCCGGAGUCACAGUGGGACUGGGGGCACCCCCACCCAUUCAAUUCCUGUUUUAUACCACAACAACCCUCGCUGUUGUAACUUUUUUGUUUUUAAUCUCUUAAAUCAUUAUUAUGUGUAAUUCAGGAUGAUAUUCACAACUCUAAUUAAAUUAUCAUAAAUGUAUGUAUGAAUUAAGAUUUGAUGUAAGAUUGAAUAAGCUUUUUGUUUGAUUUAUCAUUUAUCAAGUAAUAAACAUAUAAACACUAUAGCUUAAGUUUUUGUA